AUGCCAUCAGGAUUGCAUGCCAUCAGGAUUGCGUGCCAUCAGGAUUGCAUGCCAUCAGGAUUGCAUGCCCUCAGGAUUGCACGCCAUCAGGAUUGCACGCCAUCAGGAUUGCAUGCCGUCAGGAUUGUACGCCAUCAGGAUUGCAUGCCAUCAGGAUUGCAUGCCAUCAGGAUUGCAUGCCAUCAGGAUUGCAUGCCAUCAGGAUUGCAUGCCAUCAGGAUUGCAUGCCGACUGCAUGCCAUCAGGAUUGCAUGCCAUCAGGACUGGAUGCCAUCAGGAUUGCAUGCCAUCAGGAUGGCAUGCCAUCAGGACUGCAUGCCAUCAGGAUUGCAUGCUAUCAGGAUUGCAUGCCAUCAGGAUUGCAUGCCAUCAGGAUUGCAUGCCAUCAGGAUUGCGUGCCAUCAGGAUUGCAUGCCAUCAGGAUUGCAUGCCCUCAGGAUUGCACGCCAUCAGGAUUGCACGCCAUCAGGAUUGCAUGCCGUCAGGAUUGUACGCCAUCAGGAUUGCAUGCCAUCAGGAUUGCAUGCCAUCAGGAUUGCAUGCCAUCAGGAUUGCAUGCCAUCAGGAUUGCAUUAGGCUUGAGCAACGGGUCGGGUCGGGUCGGGUAACCCGACCCGAACCCGACUUUUUGACGGGUCGGGUCGACAUUUGCGGAAGGUUGACCCGACCCUCGGGUACCCGACCCGACCCGACCCGACCCGACCGAUAAAACCCGACCCGUCGGGUCGGCUUAUUACCCGUCCCUGCCCCUAUGCCAACCCGACCCGACCCGACCCGAAAUCGGGUUAGGUAGAACCCGACCUAUUGAACACGGGUCGGGUUGACAUUUCCUGAACUCCGACCCGACUUGACCCGACCCGACCCGACCCGAACCCGACAUCGGGAUUGCAUGCCAUCAGGAUUGCAUGCCAUCAGGAUUGCAUGCCAUCAGGAUUGCAUGCCAUCAGGAUUGCAUGCCGAUGGCAUGCCAUCAGGAUGGCAUGCCAUCAGGACUGCAUGCCAUCAGGAUUGCGUGCCAUCAGGAUGGCAUGCCAUCAGGACUGCAUGCCAUCAGGAUUGCAUGCUAUCAGGAUUGCAUGCCAUCAGGAUUGCAUGCCAUCAGGAUUGCACGCCGAUUGCAUGCCAUCAGGAUUGCAUGCCCUCAGGAUUGCACGCCAUCAGGAUUGCACGCCAUCAGGAUUGCAUGCCGUCAGGAUUGAUUGCAUGCCAUCAGGAUUGCAUGCCAUCAGGGUUGCAUGCCAUCAGGAUUGCACGCCAUCAGGAUUGCAUGCCGUCAGGAUUGCAUGCCAUCAGGAUGGCAUGCCAUCAGGACUUCAUGCCAUCAGGAUUGCAUGCCAUCAGGAUUGCAUGCCCUCAGGAUUGCAUGCCAUCAGGAUUGCAUGCCAUCAGGAUUGCAUGCCAUCAGGAUUGCAUGCCAUCAGGAUUGCAUGCCAUCAGGGUUGCAUGCCAUCAGGAUUGCACGCCAUCAGGAUUGCAUGCCGUCAGGAUUGCAUGCCAUCAGGAUGGCAUGCCAUCAGGACUUCAUGCCAUCAGGAUUGCAUGCCAUCAGGAUUGCAUGCCCUCAGGAU
Molecule: messenger RNA, 1568 nt
Organism: Closterium sp. NIES-67
Lineage: Eukaryota; Viridiplantae; Streptophyta; Zygnematophyceae; Desmidiales; Closteriaceae
Source: the annotation of a GenBank genome assembly